AUGGGCGGCGAAAUCAAAGCAGUGCUAAGUGAUAAAGCGUGUGCUUUCCCUCCUGGGCUAUUCCAUCACGCCAAAGUGUACAAUGGGGUUGUAUACUGUGCCGGUCAAAUCGGCGCCGACGUGCAGGGAAAACUGGUAUCUGAAGACAUCAAGGAGCAGACUGCCAAGACGUUUGCAAACCUUUCCGCCAUCUUGGAAGCGUCUGGUAGUGCGCUAGAGCGUGUGUUGAAGGUCAAUAUUUAUAUGGUGGAUAAGGCGGAUUAUGCGGGUAUGAAUGAAGUGUAUAGUAAGUUGAUGCCAGAUCCAAAGCCGCCGAGGGCCUGCGUGUUUGUUCAGGGCUUGCCUGGAGGGGCUAAGGUUGAGAUUGAGUGUGUUGCUGCGGAGAUAUAA
This is a messenger RNA of Lachnellula hyalina, 390 nucleotides long. Its product is annotated as Protein mmf1, mitochondrial. The transcript is spliced from 4 exons. The coding region runs from base 1 to 390 and encodes 129 amino acids. Gene Ontology annotation, molecular function: deaminase activity. Lineage: Eukaryota; Fungi; Ascomycota; Leotiomycetes; Helotiales; Lachnaceae. The record is from RefSeq and is a predicted model, not a curated record. Gene Ontology annotation, cellular component: mitochondrion; cytosol.